AUCUCUGCCAGACAUUAAUACUCAUUGCCACUGGAUGUUUUCAGUCCCAAAGCAGUCCUUGAGCUGUGGGACCCCUGAGUGAUUGACACAGGCGUCAGUUAUGCAAUUCUCUUUCUGAGGGCACUGAAGUACAAUGAAGCAAGAGUAUUAGGCUGGAGCUCUGAGCUAGCUUAAAAUGCACUGCCGGCAUGGCUAACAGAACAAACUCCUCUGAGUAUUUUUGGUCGUAUGAAUAUUACUGGGAUUACAUAGAUCCAAUUCCAGUAGAUGGAAGCAAGUUGAAGGUUAAUAAAUACUCCAUUGUCAUCGCCUUCUGGGUCGGACUUGCUGCCUUCGUGACGUUACUUUUUCUUAUUUUACUGUGUAUGUCCCGCUCCGGAUCAACUCCAGUAAAACAAGUGAUUGUAGGGAGCCAGAUGGAAGAAAGCAGUUCCAAUGGGGAACAGCCUCACUGUGAUGACCUCAGGAGCCCAUACUCAGAUGUGGUUGCUUCUUAAACACCUAUCUCCCUUUCGGAUGAAAUGGGCAUUCCUGGAAGGAUCUGAGCCUGAGAUAAAACUGGAAGAGGUCAAACCAACCCAGCAGCGCAGUUCCCAUGGCUGCAGAGAAAAGCUCAGUGCUGUGACUGCCUGUUAAUCACCUGGAUUCAGGAAAAAAAGGAAAAUGUCUUUCAACAAAGAACAAACCUGAAAAACCCUGGAUGCAUAAGAGGAGGUCCUAAUGGCCAUAUUUGAGUAAAAUGGCUCAGCACUCGCCCCAAGAAUAGAACAUAUCCUUUAUUUACUUUUGCAAAAAAAUAUUUCGUUACUUAAAAUUUAUUAAAAUACUGUUUAUCUAGAAGAGCUUUUAAAAAGUGAAUGGCAUGUGGUGGUUUGCACUAAUUAUCUUCCUGAAUAAACAGUUACUUUACUUGCUACCUGGAAAUACAGUUUUGCUACCAACAA
Messenger RNA from Pipra filicauda (Wire-tailed manakin), 944 nucleotides. It is a transcript of the gene MRAP, whose product is annotated as melanocortin 2 receptor accessory protein. The coding region runs from base 189 to 497 and encodes 102 amino acids. Gene Ontology annotation, cellular component: endoplasmic reticulum; plasma membrane. Gene Ontology annotation, molecular function: signaling receptor regulator activity; type 1 melanocortin receptor binding; corticotropin hormone receptor binding. The record is from RefSeq and is a predicted model, not a curated record. The transcript has 3 exons. Gene Ontology annotation, biological process: regulation of adenylate cyclase-activating G protein-coupled receptor signaling pathway; protein localization to plasma membrane. NCBI's taxonomy places the organism in Eukaryota, Metazoa, Chordata, Aves, Passeriformes, Pipridae.